UGUUCUUUUAUAUAUACCUCUUUUUUAUACUCACUGAAAUAUAAACACAGUUAAUCUUCUUUUAUGCCUGCCAAAGCUCUGAGGUUUGAAGGAGCCAAAAUGGUAGUAAGUGCAGCAGCAGCAAUGAUGAUAUCUUCUUCUACAAGAAUUCAUCAAUGCACAAUGCAAAGCAAGAUCUGUUUAUCUACGUCGUUGCAUGGAAUGGUGAGGGUGAGUGAUGGUUCUAGGGUUUUCGACGUGAAUCCCAAGAAAUCAACACCACACUACAAGGGAGUUGGCGUGAAGAUUAAUGCAAUUGCUGCUGAUAGCUUGAACGUGAACAAUAUUAAUGUUGGAUUGAAUGGUUUUGUUGAAGAAGAGACCAAGAUAGAAUCGAGUCCGAAUUGGGAGGGAAGGUUUGUGGAAGACGGUUUAGUAUUUAGGCAGUGUUUUGCCAUAAGAUCAUAUGAGAUUGGUCCGGAUAAAACAGUCUCUAUUGAAACCUUGAUGAGCCAUCUUCAGGAGACGGCCCUCAACUCUAUUAAGCUUUCUGGGUCAAUAGGAGAUGGGUUUGGUACCACUAUUGAGAUGAGUCGGAAAAAUCUUAUAUGGGUUGUUUCUCGAACUCAAUUGCAAAUGGAAAGUUAUCCCUCGUGGGGUGAUAUUGUGGAAAUAGAUACAUGGGUCAAUACAUCAGGUAAAAAUAGUAUGGAGUGGAAUUGGAUUGCUCGUGAUACAAAGACAAAUACUGUUCUAGUGCAAGGGACUAGCAUUUGGGCAAUGAUGAAUAAAAAGACAAGAAAACUUUCAAAGAUUCCAGAUGGAGUUAGAGAAGAAAUACAACCUUGUUUCACUAAAACAAAAAUUUUUGAAAAAGAAGGGACUCAAAAGUUAAACAAGCUUGAGGAUAGCACUGCUUCAUACAUAUGUUCAAAUUUAUCACCACGUUGGAGUGAUUUAGAUGCAAACCAACAUGUCAACAAUAUCAAAUAUAUUAGUUGGAUUUUGGAGAGUAUGCCUGUUUCUACUCUACAAGACAAUGAACUUGCCAAUAUAGCUUUGGAGUAUAGGCGUGAAUGCAUGCUAUCACAUACUCUUCAAUCAUUAUCAAGUCCACAAGUUUGUAAUACGAUGGAUUCUAUAUAUGAGCCUCCAACCACUUGUAAAUCCACUCCUACAUUACAAUUUAACCACUUGCUUCAGUUGCAAGAUAAUGGAUUGGAACUUCUCAGGGCAAGGACAAAAUGGAGACCCAAGAUUAUUAAGGCCUACACCAACUAAGAUAUUGAUUUUAAAAUAUCAUAGUUAUCGUAGUUUAGGAUAGAAUAAUAAAAUAAAUAUAAAUUAGAACCUCCAAAUAUUUUUUAUAUAUUUUAAAUAUUAUUUCUUGGUUAUUGAGGUGAUA
Cryptomeria japonica (Japanese cedar) is the source of this 1384-nucleotide messenger RNA. Its product is annotated as palmitoyl-acyl carrier protein thioesterase, chloroplastic. The transcript is spliced from 6 exons. Bases 64 to 1260 code for a protein of 398 amino acids. The record is from RefSeq and is a predicted model, not a curated record. Gene Ontology annotation, molecular function: fatty acyl-[ACP] hydrolase activity; acyl carrier activity. NCBI's taxonomy places the organism in Eukaryota, Viridiplantae, Streptophyta, Pinopsida, Cupressales, Cupressaceae. Gene Ontology annotation, biological process: fatty acid biosynthetic process.